CUAAUUACUCGUCCAAUUAUCCUUAUUUUCUUCAAAAUCAAUUUUGUUUUAAAAGAAAAAAUCUGCCUCUAUUUGUGGGGAUUGUCUCUUGGCCCUUCGGAUCUCACAAUUUCAUCAUCUUAGCGGGUAUCUAGAGCUGCAUUUUAUUUUCUGUAAACUGAAAAAAUAAAAAUAAAAAGAUCAGAUUUUUAUUAUAUUUCCGGGCUUUUUCAGCUAAAAUAUUUUCCGUCGGUUUUCUUGGCUGGCGGCUCACAGAUAAAUCCUUUAUGGUUUGCCUAUUUUUCUUGAGCUGAAACGCUUUUUGAGAAGAAAAGAUGAUGUGGGAUGAGUGGGGCAAUGAUUUCCGACAUGAAUACGAGGAAGAACAGCAUCAGCAUCAGCAGCAGCAAGAAGAGGAGGAUUCUUAUCUUAAAUUUGAUUUCUUGUCUGUUUUGUCUAUGCCUAAGGAUUACUAUAGAAUACUGGAAGUGGAUUAUGAUGCGACAGAGGAGGUCAUUCGAUCCAAUUAUAUCCGUCUUGCUUUGAAAUGGCAUCCGGAUAAGCAAAAAGAUCAGGAUAGUGCUACUUCAAAGUUUCAGGAAAUAAAUGAGGCUUACCAAGUUCUGAUUGAUCCUGUGAAACGUCAAGAAUACGACAAGAAAGGGAUGCUACGAGCCUAUGAUUACAACAUUGUUGAAUACCUCAAUCGCUACAAGGGUCUUAUUUUAACGUGUAACGGUCUUGGCAUGAAGCAUUCAAUAUGGUAAAGCCAAGAUAUGCACCUUCCCGUUGUAGUAUAUCGUGUGAUCCUACUGGCACCUUCACAUUAUUACAGGAGCUGGGAUGCACAGUUGGAUCUGUAGUUUACAUCAAUUAGGCUAGUGUACUAUCUUUUGUGCAUGUAUAGAGAAGCCGACAUCACUGCUAAGUGCCAAGUGACCAACCUCAUUCAGAGGGCUGUCUAUAUGAAAUCUUCUUGUAUCGACUAAAGAAUUGGUGACCUCUUAUUUUGGUAGAUUUUCUUACUAGAGUAUCAAUGGAUUUUGUCUCAAUUCAUGGUUUAUAAUGAAUUGUGGGAAGUGCAUGCCCUUUUUA
Molecule: messenger RNA, 1074 nt
Organism: Nicotiana tabacum (common tobacco)
Lineage: Eukaryota; Viridiplantae; Streptophyta; Magnoliopsida; Solanales; Solanaceae
Source: RefSeq, a predicted model, not a curated record